AUGACUCUGAGACAAAGUCAACUUGAUUUGCCGAGCUACUUUACGAAGAAGAAGAUUCUGUGGGAACAACUAGCCAACAACAAGUCUAGAAAUGUGAAGAAGUGCGAAUGUGAUCAUGUCAAUGAGUUGCUUGAAGAAGCUGAUAUGAGUCGUGUUAUACAGUUCCUCAUGGGGUUGAAUGAUGAAUUCAAUAGUGUCAAAAGUCCGAUACUGAACAUGAAGCCUAGGCCAGGAUUGAAUGAGAUCUAUAACAUGUUGGAUCAAGAUGAGAGUCAAAGACUGGUAGGAGUUUCUUCUAGGCCAAAGCCGCCUCCUAUUGCUUUCCAGUCUCAAGUUGUGAUUCCGGAUCAAAACUCAAUUCUGAUGGCUCAAGGAAACUUUCAAAAGCCUAAAUGUUCUCAUUGUUCUCGAGUUGGUCACACUGCGAACAAGUGUUACAAGAUCCACAGAUAUCCGCCAGGUCAUCCAAUAGCUAAGAAGAACAAUUAUGUUGGAAGUACAAACUUGGCAAGUACUGGUCAGAUCGAGGAUCAAAAGGAUCAAGUGGGGACAGAGGUGCAUGGAGAAAUGUCAAAUGAUCAGCUCCAACAGAUGAUUUCUUAUCUCAGUGCCAAGCUUCAAUCUCCUAGUAUCACUUCAUGCCCUGACAAAGCUAUAGCCUCGACUUCGAACUUUGUACCUUCUAUCUCACAGAUAUCUAGUACUUUCCUUUCUUUAUAUGAUUUUACUUUCUAUGACAUGUUGACAUCUUCUAUACCUCAUGAAACUGAGUUUUCUUUUAGAGCUUGGGUCAUAGAUUCAGGAGCUAGUCAUCAUGUUACUCAUGAAAGAAAUCUUUAUAUAGAGUACCAAGCCUUAGAUAGAACAUUUGUUAGAUUGCCAAAUGGUCAAACAGUUAAAAUAGAGGGAACUGGUUAUAUUCAACUUACUGAUGCUUUGUCACUUUAUAAUGUGUUACAUAUUCCUGAAUUUAAAUUUAACUUGCUAAUUGUUAGUGUUAUCACUAAAUCUUUGAAGUUUAAAGUGAGUUUUACUUCUGAUGAAUGUAUGAUACAUGCUCUUACUCAGGACCUAAUGAUUGGGAAUGGUAGUAAAGUCGCAAAUUUAUAUGUCUUGAACUUGGAUAAGUCUCUUGUUAAUGUGUUUUGCUCUGCUUUUCCUGGUAAGCCUGUCUGUUCUACUUCAAAAGAUCCUUCUGAAAUGUGGCACAAAAGUACUUCUUCUAAGUCUAGAAACAAGUUUGGACCUAGGGCUAGAGCUUGUAUAUUCUUAGGCUAUCCAUCAGGUUACAAAGAUGAUGCAAAGACUUUCUUUCCUCAUAUUUCUCUCCCUACACAAAUCAAUGAUGAACAUUUGCCUUUAGUGCAAUCAUCUUCUGAUGCUUCUCAUACCACUGAUGAGACAUCCUCCAUGCCUUUCUGUGCUUUUAUUAAUGCCAUUGCAAAGUCGAAAAUUCCUAAAAACUAUUCAGAGGCUCGGUUGGACAAGGUAUGGGUUGAUGCUGUGGGAAAGGAGAUUAGGGCUUUUAUAAGGACUCAGACGUGGAGUGUUGGUGAUUUGCCUCUGGAUGGAAGUAUUGAACGAUACAAGGCUCGCUUGGUGGCAAAGGGGUAUACUCAACGAGAGGGAAUUGACUUUGUUGAAACUUUUUCACCCGUUGUGAAGAUGGCAACAGAUCAACCAUCUCUCCUACUGUCCAUAUAUGGCCUCAAACAAGCAUCUCGACAGUGGUUUCUUAAGUUCAAGACUACUCUGAAAGGUCUUGGUUUCGAGACAUGUCACGGUGAUCACACUCUGUUUGUCAAAGAGACGGGUGAUCAAUUUCGUGUUGUCUUGGUGUAUGUUGACGACAUCUUAAUUGCUAGUACAGAUGCUGCAGCUGCUGGUCAUUUGCAAGAUCAGUUGAGUUCUCACUUUCAGUUAAGGGAUCUUGGUCCUCCGAAGUUCUUCCUUGGUAUUGAAAUUGCUAGAAGUGAUGCAUGUAUUACUCUUACUCAGAGGAAGUACGUUCUUGAUCUCUUGGAAGAAACUGGUUUCUCGGACUGCAAACCUUCCCCUAUUUCGAUGAAGCCUGAUCGGCAUAUGUCAUUAACAGGAUUGUUUAAGAAGAAAUCUAAGGUGGUACUCGAGGAGAUUGAACCAACUUUUGACUCUCUCGAUACUUCACCAACUCCUAUACUUUUGUCUACUGUUGAAAGUGCACUUCUUCCUGAUGCUAAGCAAUAUAGGAGAUUGAUUGACUGGGGUGCUUGUCCCGACAGUAAAAUGUCGGUGACAGGUUUUGCGAUCUUUCUUGGUCAAUCAUUGACAUCUUGGAAAUCUAAGAAACAACAGAUGGUCUCGAUGAGCUCUGCAGAAUCUGAAUAUAGAGCGAUAAGCAAAGCUACCAAGGAGUUGAUCUGGUUUACAUACAUUUUGAAGGCAUUGUUGAUUCCUUUCUCUUAUCCAACCUAUUUGUAUGGUGACAACACAACAGCUCUUCACAUUUCUAGUCAUUUUGUUAAUCAUGAACGUACUAAACACAUAGAGAUGGAUUGUCAUAAGGUCCGAGAGGUGAUCGAAGAUGGCGUUCUCAAGACUAUGUUUGUGCGGACAGACAAUCAGUUGGCUGAUAUUUUAACAAAGCCUCUUCAUCCAGCUCCUUUCAGAGACAAUAUUCGCAAGAUGGGAAGUCAUUGGUCCUCCACUUUGAGAAGUGUAGGGUUUGAUCUGAGAGAGAUGAUCUUCUUGGGGAUCAUGGGGAAUGGGACAUUGCCUACUGGUUAUGCAGAGGUGUAUGCUCAUGAUGUAUGUCAAAAUGGAACAAGUUGGAGGGAAUUGGAGAACACUGAGUGGGGUAACCCUGUUUGCUGUGGCAUUUUGGGCAUGGUGAGGUUUCUUAAGGAGCUGGCUAGAGAUGUGUCACUCGCACACUAA
Molecule: messenger RNA, 2916 nt
Organism: Camelina sativa (false flax)
Lineage: Eukaryota; Viridiplantae; Streptophyta; Magnoliopsida; Brassicales; Brassicaceae
Source: RefSeq, a predicted model, not a curated record